CCGUCCUAUACAUACCCACUGCAUGGCCUACAGGGCCACAGAUAUCAGACAAAACAAACAGAAACACAUCAAAUGGCUACAAUCUACAAGACAGCCAUUCCAUCCCAACACCCCACCCAAUUGUCUCUACUCCAGUUACCCCGAACAAGUAAACUACAAACAUCAGCUCUACAGCCCCAGAACCAGCCCAUCCCCGCAACGCCAGCAUCAAAAGAAAGGCAACUAAUCAAGGCAAAUGAAAACGAAGGAGCAGGCAGAUCCCGGCAGCAAGGACAGAACGCAGAAAGCGACACCCCCAUGCGACUAGGAACAGGCAAGUAACCAAGCCCUCCUUACAUGGUCAUCACGGUAAUAAUUCACCCCUCCAUCCAUGAGAGGGGCAAUCAGCAAGGAGAGAUAAAAUGAAAUAAAAUAGAAAAGAAAAAAGAAGAGAAGGGAGGAGGGGGGAAGCCCCUCGCCGAUGUCUGUCAUACAUGCUUAUCGCAAUAAGAAAGAGCUGCAGGCAGGCAUCUCAUCUCAUCUCAU
Molecule: messenger RNA, 525 nt
Organism: Aspergillus steynii IBT 23096
Lineage: Eukaryota; Fungi; Ascomycota; Eurotiomycetes; Eurotiales; Aspergillaceae
Exons: 1
Coding region: 73-321 (82 amino acids)
Source: RefSeq, a predicted model, not a curated record